AUGCAACGCUCUUCUCUCCAGUUGGCUAAACGUGCCAUUAAACCGGCCUGUGAUGUUUUCAUUAACCAUAGAGGGAUUGACACAAAGCGAACUUUAGCCACUUUGCUCUAUGAUCAUCUCUCCCGGCACAACCUAAGUCCUUUCUUGGACAACAAGAACAUGAAGCCGGGGGACAAACUGUUCGAAAAGAUCGACAGUGCAAUUCGUAGCUGCAAGAUAGGCGUGGCUGUUUUUUCGCCUAACUACUGUAAGUCGUAUUUUUGUCUUCAUGAACUGGCUCUUUUCAUGGAGUCAAAGAAGAAGGUCAUUCCAAUCUUUUGCGACGUUAAGCCAUCUCAACUUUGCGUUCCAAUUAAUGGAGUAUGUGCGGAGCAGGAUCAGCUUCGGAGGUUUAGCUUGGCUGUCGAAGAGGCCAAGCAAACCGUUGGCAUUAGUUUCGAUUCCCUCAAGGGGAACUUUGCAGAUGUUGUAAGAAGUGCUUCUGAAACUGUGAUCAAGACCUUGAUAGAGCUUGAGAAUGAAGAGCAGAUGAAGCUUCGGAAAUGA
Juglans microcarpa x Juglans regia is the source of this 546-nucleotide messenger RNA. RefSeq names its product TIR-only protein-like. Gene Ontology annotation, biological process: signal transduction. Lineage: Eukaryota; Viridiplantae; Streptophyta; Magnoliopsida; Fagales; Juglandaceae. The record is from RefSeq and is a predicted model, not a curated record. The coding region runs from base 1 to 546 and encodes 181 amino acids. The transcript is spliced from 2 exons.